This is a messenger RNA of Aspergillus luchuensis, 1404 nucleotides long. RefSeq lists its product as uncharacterized. The transcript is spliced from 2 exons. The coding region runs from base 1 to 1404 and encodes 467 amino acids. The record is from RefSeq and is a predicted model, not a curated record. NCBI's taxonomy places the organism in Eukaryota, Fungi, Ascomycota, Eurotiomycetes, Eurotiales, Aspergillaceae.
AUGUGGAGGGCUCCAUCAGGCCUUUAUCCACCCAGACCUCGCGGUGCUCGGCGCGGCUGGUCGGGUGCCAGACAACCUGGGAACAGACAAGGCUCAGCUGUCAAAUCCCCCGCGCCCCCAUACGGUCCUCUACUGUUGGAGAUUGACAAUACUGAACUCGAAAGAUCCGAGGAAUGCCCCCAAAUUACAUCCUGCGAGUAUGUCAGUUCGUACACAUGGCUAGGCCGAGCCUCACCAUCGAUUCUCGUACCCGAAAUCACUCUGCAAGGCGAACCGCCUAUCUGGAGCCCCGCAACCGAAGGCCGCCAGCUAAAACCCGACCGGGGGGAGUACUUUCGCGAUCCUAAUGCGGCCAGGUUUCCUUCUUAUCCGUGGCAGGCUUCCGUUGAGGCAAUAAAAAGGCAGAGCCCAGACUACGAUAUCGCCAAUAUCGAUAUAGUAACCUGCUCCAGUAUUUUCGGAAACCUCGUCCGGUUCGCUCGAGGCGUGGACAAAGACUUCAGGUUCAUAAUGGAAGCGGCUGGAGAUAGCGUAUUCUUCAUCCGAAGGGAGAAUUCGCCCACAGAUCUGAUCGCAGAUGUCCGUGGUUACGGUCAUACAUUCCUUGAUGAAUAUACAAUGUGGGGACCGGGACUUGCUGGUUCCGAAUCACACCAGCGAAUAAUAAAGUAUACCUUUGGAGGCCUGGACCUUCUCCUUCGAUUUGAACCAGAUGGUUAUGUUCCGAAGCAGUCCCCAAGAAUGUCAUUCAGUAACCUACAGAUAAGCAGGGACACCUCGUCUGGGGAUGUAGACCCCGACAUUGGUGGCUUGAUAGCAAGGCUUCAAGAAGACCACGGUCCUGUUCCUGUUGAACACCCCGGAAAACUUACGAUUCAGGAAGGUGGGCGACGGGUCCACCAGCGCGAUAUCAUUGAUAUUAAAACUCGGUCAAUGGUUGACUUCAAGACAAAGGCCAUCAAAAAAGAAAUUGAUAUGACGGACCUAACCCCUCGUCUGUGGGUAUCCCAGAUCCCGACCCUUAUCGUGGCCUAUCACAACCGCGGUCUGUUUGAGGAGAUCCGAGUACAGGACAUGCGAGACGAAAUCAUUCGGUGGGAACGAGAAAAUGAAGAAAUGCUGAGACGGGUGGCUUGGCUGCUCCACGAGCUGGUACAUUAUGCAAAAAGUUCAAUGACUAGUCUGGAAGUCUAUCGGUCUGGUGCAGGCCCUAUCCAAAUACGACGAGUCACGGGUGAUAGUCCUAUGGCUCUAGCGCCGGAAACGAAAGCGAAGUUUACAGGAAGAGUUAAUCCGGACGUAUCCGACCACAGAUGCAUUUCAUCGCGUGACGAUAACUUUUCUAAUCGACAGCUUGUCUUCGAUAAUUCAGAUCUGGAGACCGAGUAUGAUGCGAGAGACUAG